Messenger RNA from Amblyraja radiata (thorny skate), 597 nucleotides. RefSeq names its product diacylglycerol O-acyltransferase 2-like. Bases 184 to 597 code for a protein of 137 amino acids. The transcript has 5 exons. Gene Ontology annotation, molecular function: diacylglycerol O-acyltransferase activity. Gene Ontology annotation, cellular component: endoplasmic reticulum membrane. Gene Ontology annotation, biological process: triglyceride biosynthetic process. The record is from RefSeq and is a predicted model, not a curated record. NCBI's taxonomy places the organism in Eukaryota, Metazoa, Chordata, Chondrichthyes, Rajiformes, Rajidae.
UGUCCCGUCCACACUGAUCUCUGCGGAGCCUCUGCUCUUUUAAGUGGUGCAAAUACACACAUAUAUGCGAUUUGCAACAUUCAAACGAGUGGGCGCCCGACCUGUCCCUGGUUUAAAAAAAAAAAAAAAAAUUGUGUGUGUAGCUCUAGAGGAGAGAAAAAUCCCAACGAUAGCCAGGAGGAAAUGAGGACCAUCAUUGCAGCCCAUUCUGGAGUGCUGAGAGGUACUGGAGAGAGCAUCCUCUCAGCAUUGAGCAAUCUAUCGUCUCUUCCUUGGAUAGCCCGAUCCAAAAUAGAGCGGCACUUGCAAAUGCUCUCUGUUCUUCAAUGGGUUGUCUCCUUUCUAAUGUUGGGUAUCGUCUGCAGCAUAAUCCUGUUUUACACCUUCUUCACUAAUUGCUGGCCAAUUGCAGCUCUAUACUUGUCCUGGUUGAUCCUAGACUGGGAUACGCCCAACCAAGGAGGCAGGCGGUCAGCAUGGGUGCGGAACUGGACCCUGUGGCGAUAUUUCCGAGAAUACUUCCCCAUCAGAUGGUUGAUGCCCGAACUGAAACGUCGUCUGUCCAUUGUCCGAAAUCCACGGAACUGCGGAGGCUGA